Messenger RNA from Rodentolepis nana, 558 nucleotides. The record is from the annotation of a GenBank genome assembly. NCBI's taxonomy places the organism in Eukaryota, Metazoa, Platyhelminthes, Cestoda, Cyclophyllidea, Hymenolepididae.
AUGAUUAUUGAUUUGUAUCCUCAUGCAUUCCAAAACGUCAUCCUGGUGACGGAAUGGAGUCAAAAUGGCUUGAGUGCGACUAUUGUUCGUCGUGCUCUAGCUCGAGGUCAGUCAGUGCGCUACCUGGUACCGGAUGCCGUCUUGGAGGAGAUAUACGCCCGAGGACUCUACGGAGCUUCCAGACCUUCACGUCCUAGUUUUCUGCUUCUCGUUCCUCCAUCAACAUCGGCGCCCGAAACCACGUCACCACCGGCAUUGGUGCAAACGCAAAAGCAGGUGGCACUGCCAAAGACAUUACUGGAACCCAAGUCGCCGAAAUCAGCGGAGGAUGUCGAGGGAGAAUGCACCCAACAACUACGGCAUCCUACUUGUGUUCGAGUUCCAUUAGAUUCACAGCAUGCGAAAGCCGGUUGUGAUAGGGUGCUCGGGUCUCGAAUGCAAACAGACAAUUGCAAUGUCUGCGGUGGGGAUAACAGUACCUGUUAUGCGGUCAGCGGCAAUUUCCAGCACAAUGACGCUCUUGCACCAGGGGCUAAACCAGUUGGUUCCUCGGCUUGA